GGUUCUACUAAAUUGUGUUUUUUUGUGGAAGUGUGGACGAACCAGAACCAUCUACGAUGAUCUACGACGUGAACUCUCCUCUCUUCAGAUCCUUCCUUAGCCAGAAGGGAGGCUCCUCUGACAAAAGGAAAUCUGAAGAGCAGAAACCGAAGGAACAGAGGCCCAAGGCCAAUGAGAAUAAGCCUGUUAUGACGGAGUAAUCAAAUACAACUUGCGGGCAUCCAGCUCUUCUAGCAUGGGGUAGGAUGAGAAGAUCUUUAAAUGCAAUUAUGGUUGUUGGUAUGCACUUGUUUAAAGUGAAUUUGGCUACUAUUCUUGGACUUCGAGUUUGUAAGAAUUUCCUUUCUAUAUAUACUCAGUUUGGAAUAGAUGUUCUUGCGUGUUUGACAAUGCGUUCUUAAAUUUAGUUGGCUGAUUGUGUUGAUUCUGCUAAUAAGUAUGGAAAAUCUUGCUUAUUGGAGUGAUUGGAAGUAUCUGAAGCAUGAAACCAUCUCCUUCGUUUCCUUUCUCGAGGAGAGGAUCAACAGGGUUUCACUAAUGAGAAUUUUGAAUUAAAAAAAAAAUUGAUAUGAAGCUAUUUUUUUUUUUGUUUUUUGUUUUUUUAGAAUCUUUAGAUAGUCGAUGGAGGCAAAUCAUCGGCUUUACUGGUCAAAGCUUUGACGUUGUAAAGGAAAAGUUGUGCAAGUAGACAUUAAUAAUACCCUCCUGAAAAAAGUUAGAAGGGCAAAAGACAAACAGAUGGGUCCCUCUUGAGGUGAAAAGAUGGGGACCAGGGAAUGCAUGCACCUGAGUGGCUAAAAGUGGUUUCCCAUGUGAAACCUAUAUACUCUAUAAUCUAUAACCCUCCAUUGUUCAAACCCUUAAUCAGUAAUCACCUACUGUCUCCUGUUCUCAACAACCCGUUACCCUCGUAUACCCAUCUAGAGAUUAGGUAAACAUCUCUCUGUGCUCCAUACAUACAUGUUAUAAAAUAUUGUAAUAUUGGUCAUGUAUUGAAAACAUCCAACCUCAAAAUAAAAAAAUAAAAAUAAAAAUAAAAAUAAAAAAUUAAGGAAGAGAUACCUCUUGAAGCAAAAGCUCCAUGGUUGUGCCCUAAAAUGAGCUAAAUCAUUGACAGUACGGUCUUGUCUUAAGGUACACACAUUUUGCUAUUUCCAGGCAAUUUUAGCCUCUACUUUUGUGCGAUAAAUUAUAUUUGGCUGAACAUGGCAAUUAAUGGUUAUAUGAUAAUGUGACAAUUGCUCCAGAGUUUUUUCUAUAGGACCAGAGGGAGGGACAUUUGGAUAAUUUGUCUAGAAAAGGUGAAGCUUUCGGUGGUUAGAGAAGGUUAAACUUUAUAAAGAAGAUGGUUCUUUUUUCCAUUGUUUGUUAUGGUUUAGUCUCUCUCGUUCCUUUGUUCACGCUGCUUUCACUUCCAAAGUCAAUACAUUUCUCUCCCAUUAGGUAAACAGAACAAAGACCAGAGCCCUUUCUUCUUUAUUCCAUCAUCAGCUUGCAUCUCUCUCUCUCUCUCUCUCUCUCUCUCUCUCUCUCAACAAUGAGAAAAAUGGCUGAACUGUGCUUAUCAAGCACGUACAAGACUCAAUUCUCUAGUUUCCUCCUCUUUGACUUCUUCCAGAUAUGUUCUUUCAUUAUCUCACACCCUCUCUACAUCUUUUACUUCAUCUUCUUCUUUCCAUACCUUCUCAAGCUCCUCUCCUUUCUCUCUCCUCUCUUCAUCACCACCUCCCUCCUCCUCCUUGCUUUCCUCACACUCUCUCCCGGCCUUGUCCACAACAAUCCGGCACGCGAAUUGUCUGGAUCCAAAUUGGGGUUCAUCUUCUCUUUAUACAAUGCAGUUAUGGAGAGACUACACUCAAAUAUAGAUGAUGAUGAAAACGAAGAAUUUCAUCACUUGGAGGAGCUUGAAGCUUAUACAACUGUGUUUGAAACAUCUAUAUUUGAUGCUAGAGAAAUCCCAGAUGGAGUUUCUGAGUUAGAAUCUGAAGAAGAUUGCUUACAGGCUCUUGAUUCAAAAGCAGUUGAAAUUAAGCCAGAAAAAGCUCAGCCUGUCAUGGAGGGAAAUAAGAGUGAAGAAUUGGAUGAUUUUGAAAACAUGUGUUACAAUGUGGAAGAGAAGAAAGUUGAGCCAGGGGGUGCGAAACCCGAUAAAGAAGAGUCAACAGUGGGAAGUGGAUCCAAGGUGAUGGGCAGUGAAGUAUGGGAUGACAGGACUAAAGUUAGCCCUGAUAACGGAAGAGAAUACACUUCAAAAGUUACCGCCAAACCAGAGAGGCUUGGUGAGAGUGUUAGUAGUGCUGAUAAUUCGAAUGUUAUGGAGAGUUCCCCAAAAGUGGCUCCAAAUCUUGGGAGCUAUGGAUCAAUGAGGAAAGACAAGGAGUGGAAGAGGACGUUGGCGUGCAAGCUGUUUGAGGAGCGACACAAUGUGGGUGGUGGUGGUGAUGAAGGGAUGGAUAUGCUUUGGGAGACGUAUGAAAUGAAUUCGAGUAAGAGCAAGUUGAAUGGCAGCACGAAGAAGAAGAAGAAGAAGAAGAAGAAGAAUAAGAAGAAAGGCAGAACAGAGGACUAUGAGGAGGAGGAGGAGGAAGAGGAAGAGGAAGAUGGACAUAUGUGUUGCUUACAGGCAUUGAAUUUCUCGGCAGGGAAGGUGAAUUUGGGAAUGGGUAGGUCUAAUUUUGCGAGGAUUUCAAAGGCCAUCAAAGGGAUUGGAUGGUUGCACCAUGUGAGCAGGAAUGGAAAAAAGGGUUAUAAUUGAAUUAAUUUGUGUUGUUUUUGUUAUUAUUUAUAUAUAUAUAUAUAUAUAUAUAUAUAUAUAUAUAUAUAUUGUCGACAAUGGUAGUGUACCAGGAAAAUUGACUUUAUGUUAAUUUGACAUAGCAAAACAUGUGUAUUUGUUCUUGAGAUUAAAGAUGUAAAUGUCUUAUUUAGUCCUCACAUGAAGCAUUACACUCCCUCUCUCCAAAAGAACUUUGGGGGAUCAAAGUGACAUAAAAGAUUUAGUGCAUCUAGCAAGAAUAUAGUGUUGUUUAAUUUGCUUUGGGUAAUUGCCUGUUUCUCCGAUUGCUUUCUUUCUUUCUAAGAAGCUUAAGAAACAUGAGAGACUGAGUACUUGUGAGACACACUAAAAGUGCAAUACUGGAUUGAAAAUUUUAAACUAAUUAAGUAAGGUUGAGAUGACGGGAAUUAAGCUUGAGAGUAGAGAGCUGAGCAAUCAUCUCAAUUGAUCAAAAAUAGCUGUUCAAGCUUAACCUUAAGCUGGAGUUUAGUCGCUCAAGCUCGAUUGGGACAUUCUUAGCCAAUUCUGGCUCAAACUUGACACUUUGAUGACGAAGAACAAGAAGUUACCUUGGUUCUGAUUCUGACAUGCCAUCAUGCCUAUGAGUGAGACAUAUGAGAUGCAUUCGUGUAUAGCCAAAUCGACAGGAAAAACCACGAAGAAGAAUGAGAAUAAGAGAUUGAAUACUAGGAAGAGAUAGAUGGGCAAUUGUGUCGCUUACAGGCAUUGAAAUUCUCUGCAGGAGAAGGUGAAUUCCGUAAUGGGAAGGCCUAAUCUUGCUAGGGUUUGAAAGGCAAUCAAAAGGGAUUGGGUGGUUCUGGUUGCACCACCAUUUGAGCAAUUGAAUUUAACUUGUAAUUUUAGC
Cornus florida is the source of this 3641-nucleotide messenger RNA. RefSeq names its product wound-induced basic protein. Lineage: Eukaryota; Viridiplantae; Streptophyta; Magnoliopsida; Cornales; Cornaceae. The transcript is spliced from 2 exons. The record is from RefSeq and is a predicted model, not a curated record. Bases 1538 to 2755 code for a protein of 405 amino acids.